AUGUUUCUACGAUACUAUCUAAAUGAAAAGAAUGAACGUGUAUAUACUUUGGAGACUAUAGCUCCUGAUGGAACUCCUACACUAUCUGCACAUCCUGCAAGAUUUUCUCCAGAUGACAUUUAUUCAGCACAGAGGAUAACAUGUAAAAAGCGUUUUGGUUUAUUACCAACUCAAAAAGUAGCAAAGCAAAUAUGA
Cryptosporidium muris RN66 is the source of this 195-nucleotide messenger RNA. Its product is annotated as nucleolar RNA-binding protein NOP10, putative. Gene Ontology annotation, cellular component: box H/ACA snoRNP complex; box H/ACA telomerase RNP complex. NCBI's taxonomy places the organism in Eukaryota, Apicomplexa, Conoidasida, Eucoccidiorida, Cryptosporidiidae. Gene Ontology annotation, biological process: ribosome biogenesis; positive regulation of telomerase RNA localization to Cajal body; snRNA pseudouridine synthesis. The record is from RefSeq and is a predicted model, not a curated record. Bases 1 to 195 code for a protein of 64 amino acids. Gene Ontology annotation, molecular function: box H/ACA snoRNA binding; telomerase RNA binding. The transcript is spliced from 2 exons.